GACUCACAGUGAAGAAGAAGGAGCAGCAGCAACCUCCUCUAGUCUUCUCCAGCCUCGGUGGCAUGGCCUGUGAAUGUAAACAGUUCCAUUGUUUACCGGAUUUGUAGACGGUUAUAGCUUGUUGCCAUCAUGGCUUGUUGCCUGGCUCUGCCUCAUAUUCCUGUUUUGCAUCCCCUGGGCCGCAAUAAAUAUUCAUACCUGAGAAAACCCUGCAUUUCGUUGCCAAAGCUUGGCUACGGUUCACUGAAUCGGAACAAGUUUCGACAUUUGUCUUCAAUUGAUGGCAACAAUACCGGUGGUAGAGGUUUGUCUGAUGCUGAAAGCUUCUCCUCUAAACCUGAAGAUUCAAGGGGGAAUAGUGAUAGUGGUCAAGGAGGUGCUGCCACAUCUAAUGAGACUUUGACGAAACUGAGGAGAUAUGGGAUUGCUGGAUUGUUGUCAUAUGGGUUAUUGAAUACUGCCUACUAUCUUACGACAUUUCUCAUCGUCUGGUUCUAUGUUGCUCCUGCGCCUGGAAGGAUGGGUUACCUUGCAGCUGCUCAGCGAUUUCUUAAAAUAAUGGCCAUGGUGUGGGCUGGUAGCCAGGUUACUAAGCUUAUUCGAGCUGGAGGAGCCCUUGCUCUUGCUCCUUUUGUGGACAGGGGAUUAUCUUGGUUCACUGUCAAGUUCCAUUUUAAGUCUCAGGGAAAGGCUUUUGCAGCAAUUGUUGGUGUUUGCUUGGGACUGGCUUUGGUUUUAUUUUUUGCUGUAACAUUGCUUUCAGCUUAAAGCCAAUUCUGUUCUGUUCUCAGACGUAUUGUAUGGAAGUCAUUAUCUUAUGAUAUUGGCAUCUUAACAAUUCCUGUCUUAACAAAUCAUUCUUUUGUUGUUCCUUUGUCCAUCAACUUCUUGUAUUUUCACUUGCUGCAUGCCGCAGUACUGCUAAUAAUUCAAAUACUGUUUUGUGUCCUGUCAAAAGAUAUUGAUGUUCCAGCUUGAAUAGUACCUUUCCCAGUUUUACAUACCUUUAAUGUUGUUUUCUGAAAGUUAGCAGAGAUGCUCAUAGAUUUGGUUUCGCCUCUUUUAGUAGUAAAAUUAUUCAGCUUGCAAUUG
Molecule: messenger RNA, 1092 nt
Organism: Fragaria vesca subsp. vesca
Lineage: Eukaryota; Viridiplantae; Streptophyta; Magnoliopsida; Rosales; Rosaceae
Exons: 2
Coding region: 130-768 (212 amino acids)
Source: RefSeq, a predicted model, not a curated record